Ceratosolen solmsi marchali is the source of this 2667-nucleotide messenger RNA. It is a transcript of the gene jvl, whose product is annotated as javelin-like. NCBI's taxonomy places the organism in Eukaryota, Metazoa, Arthropoda, Insecta, Hymenoptera, Agaonidae. The transcript is spliced from 8 exons. The record is from RefSeq and is a predicted model, not a curated record.
AUGUCUUUUUGCGGCAGUGGAUCUGCGGAGGGCGUGGUGAGCGUGAACGGGGUCGUCGGUGGCAUGGACUGCAUGCCCCUGCGACCCGGGCCGUUCCACUAUCUGAUAAGCGAGCAGGCCAAGUCGUUGGUCGCCCUACAGGAGCUGCAGAAUGAGGUCGGCGCCCUACUCGAGUUCCGGGACCUCGUCAUCGAAACGUUCCCAAACCUCCGGGACAAGAUGGCGGUCACGGCCGGGGCCUCGACUGCUACGGGCGCCUCCUCCCCUGGCAACGGCACAGCAUCCGUCCUCAUGUCGUCGAGCCAGAGUUCCCAUAUACCGCUGCCUCUCUCCAGUCAAAGCCCGUCGUCGCGGCGGAUGGGAGAGUGGGAACCCGGUAAGGUGAGGCGGCGCGUGGCGCAGUCGCGCGAGAACGAGUCCUCGUCGUCGUCGCUGCCCAGGAGCCGGAGCAACUCCCAUAGCGGCGGCAACAAGCACAGCGCCACUGUACAGGAUUCGGGAUUCAGCACCGAGACCUCCUCCAAGGACAGUGCCUCAACGGCGAUACCGAGAGCUCAGAGCCCGAGCGGUCGGCCGGUACUCGACGAGGCCGAGGACGAGCUCUGGAAUCUCCUCGAUGUCAUACACAGAAAAGGCGUGAGACUCAGAGAGGAGGUGGAAAGCCUUCAAGAGUCUCUCAAUUCCGCCGGGGUCAACUGAUCUUGUGUAUCUGGUGCAACAGGUCGGCUGGAAAGCGUGGCGCCGGAGGAACUGGAGGUGCCGAGCGACAUCCUAGAUGCGGUGCGCAAUGUCAGCCGGCACUCGGAGCGGCUCGAGGACGAGCUCCUUCUCGAGGGUGAAUCUGCCACUCAGGUGGUCCACCUCCAGCGGGAGAAGCUUCAGCUGCUGGACAAAGUGGCGGAGCUCGAGGCCGAGACGAUAUCGAGCAGGGCGCGUGCCCAGGAGCUGCAGUCCGAGCUCGCGGCUCUCUCGGCCAUCAGGAGCGACCUCGAGGCAAGGCUGCGAGGGGCCCCCGAAGCCGGGGAGGACGGCAUCCUCGCGCCGGGCGCACACAGGAUACAGCCGAUUGAGCCGACGGCGCCGACGAACCUCCAAUCACCGAGGGGCGGCGGGACCGCCCUAAACAUCAGGAGCAAGGGCUCGGCCUUCGCGAGCGUCCACUCCGGAGCCGCAGCCAACGGUAAGGCGCAAAAGAAUAGGUUUAGGACAAGGACAAUCGAGAAGAACGUAUUGGCAAACGUCGCGGUCAGCCGCUCUAUCGAGGAUGUCCACGUUGCAUCCGAGGCUGUGAACGAGAGGCGAGCACGACUCGGAGCCCUCGACUCGGUUCUCGUGUCGCCGACGAGACUCAUCACUCAGGUGCAUCGCACCGAGGUCGACACGCGUAAGAUCGCCGCCAUUCUCAGGGAGCGAUCUCCCCUCGAGCUUCAGCGACAUCUUAUCACCACGACCGUCCAUAAUCAGGUUCUUCAAAAACGAAUAGAUGAAGUAGAAAAAAGUAGUGAAACGCUCUCCGAACGAUUAGGGAAAGCACACGAAGAAAAUGAAGAUUUACGUUUUCAAUUGGCGGAGCGAAACAUCGAGCUUGAGGGGACGCGGGCGCGCGUCCGCGUUCUCGAGCGAUUGCAGCAACGUCCGAUCACGGAGAACGACGCGGACGACGAGUCCGAGCCACAGGGACAGCAUCACGGGGUCCAGCAAUGCUCGGAGCCCGGUGGCGCCAGCAGCAGCGGAAGCGGCAGCGGCAGCACUAGCGCGACGAGCCAGGGCGGUGGCCCCGAGGCCCAGCUCAAGCCCUCGCCACGAAGGCGUCCCAGCCGCAUUCCCCUCCUGGGCGCGACAAAGAGCGCGGCCCCAAAGCCGCCCUCGGCGCCCACGGGACAUCGGCGCAACGACAGCCGGGAUUCGCUCAAGUCCCUCGGAGCCCAGCGGCCCAACGGCAAUCCCUCCCUCGGCUCCGGGCGGCUCGGCUCGGCCCGGCUAGGUCGCGACUCCAGUCGCGAGUCCCUCGGCAAAAACAGUCUGCCCAGGGCCCAGGGCCAGCCAGCGGCCAAUCGCUCGCUACAUCGCAACGGUUCCGCCGGCAAGGAUUCCCUCGGCCGCCAGCCGGCGAACGGCUCGCUUCCCCGACCGCGGGACUCGCUCGAGAGCGGCGCCGGGCCUCAGACGCCCGGGACGCCGCCACGGAGGCCACCCGCGCCCGCCCGGAGGUCCCAGAGCCAGGCGGCGAGGUCCGCCUCGGCGACUGUCGGUGACAGCGGCGCCGACACCGGCAAGAGCAUGCAAUCCUCGAACCCGCCCAGUUCGUGGCUGUCGUCCGAGGUCUCCCUCUAUCCGGACUCCCUCAACUCGAUCGGCCAUAAGGUCGCGAACGAGGAUCGAGUGAGCGAGGAGGGGACUUCGAGGCGCGUGGAGUUCAUCAUCGGCUCGCCGACGCGCAAACGGCCGUUUAUGGCGCCCUGGACGGUGUCGCUGUACUUCGAUAGUAUCGACACCGGAGGCACGCGCGAGAGCUUAGCCGACGAGGAGGAUGAGAACGAUAACGAGGACGACAACGAGGACGACAACGAGGACGACAACGAGGACGAGUAUCCAUCGAGGCAGGGCGAGGCGCUCGCCGAUCGUGACUCCCUCGAGUGCGACGAGGGGCUCGCGAGCGACAGUUGA